AUGAUAAGUCUUCAACUUUAUACAGAUGAAUUAACACAGCAAAAUUCAUCGAAAGAUAAAAUGUUAACACAUACUAAAUGUCAUUUUGAUUGUGCUAGAAUUCUUCUUUCGUCUAUUGAUGAUUUAGCUAAAAUAGAUAUUACUGAUAUCGUAGUACUUGAUAUACUUCGUCAAAGUCGAAUACAACAUAUGAUACUUAUUGUUCGACGUAGACGAAUCCAAAUAUUAUCAUUUACUAUAAAAGAAUUUCGUGAACUUACUACAUUAACUGGUUUACAAUCAAUAUGA
Molecule: messenger RNA, 288 nt
Organism: Rotaria sordida
Lineage: Eukaryota; Metazoa; Rotifera; Eurotatoria; Philodinida; Philodinidae
Source: the annotation of a GenBank genome assembly